Molecule: messenger RNA, 2242 nt
Organism: Megalobrama amblycephala (Wuchang bream)
Lineage: Eukaryota; Metazoa; Chordata; Actinopteri; Cypriniformes; Xenocyprididae
Exons: 7
Coding region: 1112-1729 (205 amino acids)
Biological process (GO): proteolysis
Molecular function (GO): cysteine-type peptidase activity
Source: RefSeq, a predicted model, not a curated record
ACACCUUCACUGUAAAAAAAGGGUCAAAUAACUGGAAGCCCAUGCUAAACAAAAUCCUUAAAAUUAAAGUAGACUUUCCUAAUUUCUCUUGACCCUUGACAUUUCAGCUCUAGUUUUUCUCUGCUAUAACUGUGUUUCUGAAGCACAUCUGUUAUAGCAAAAACUUCUGAUCAGAUGAAGUUGGUUACAUUUUUAUAAUGAUUCAAACAUCAUAUAGUGGCCUGAUUAACUAAUCUCAUUCCAGAACUGUCGUUUAAACUAACAAACUUCAAUAAUCAGCCUAUGAAUCUCAACAAUGUUGACAAUCAUACAAAAAAAAAAAAAAAAAAAAAAAAUUGUGACUUAAGUACCUUGAGAGAGAUCUGUUAGUGUUUUUUUUUUUUUUUUUUUUUUUUUUUUAAAUUAGGAGAUGAAUUGGGAUAUUUUACCUUAAUUGUACAGUUUAUGUUUGGCAAAAGCUUCUGCCAGUCACUGAGCGUUUCUUUUUUAAUGAUGUUUAACCAUUAUUUUCAUUAAUGGUAAAUGUUUGCACACUUUGCUGCCAUGUAUUUUACUACUUUUUUUUUUUUUUACAUUUACUUUUUUACAGUAUACAUUACCAAGCAGUGAUACAAUAUAUAUUUAUAAUUCAGUUAGAUAAGUAAGGAUUUAAAUUAACCACCACUGUAAAUACUACAAGGUAUUCUGAACCUACAUUUCAGGAUACAUUUUCAUAUUUGUACUGGUAUAGUUUUAAGUGAAAGGAUGCCCAAUGCUAUUUUUGUACUUGAAAGGACAAUAUAGACAGAAAGUGUAUAUUUAUUAUCAUAAAAUGACAAAUGUUUUAUGCAUACCAUUGAUUAAUACAUAUAUUUUAACUAAAUGUGAAACAGUCACUAUUGUGCAUUUUUACUUUCACUACUUGUAGGCAAAUGAGUGAAGAUACAUUUUACAAAUACUACGUCACUACUAUUGUAAUGAGAUGUAAGGGUAUAAAUUUAAUUUUCCUAAAUGUUUUCAGGUUAUCGAAAGCUACAUCCAAACCUUGUUAAAUUCCAAAGGUUAUGGAAAGUACAUCUUUUUAUUCAACCACUUCUCUGCCGGUGUUGUUGUAUUUGGGGAGAGAUCUGUCAUGUCCAGGCACAGUUACCGAAAGGUCAACUUCGAAAAAUUUGACGUCAUAAUCGGAUUUAUGCAAGUAAACAAGAACCACUGGAAAUUUCUGUACCUCAAUAGGACAUCACAGAAGGUUUUAGUGGUGGAUCCCCAAGGGAUAGAUGAAGCUAAAGAAUCCGAACUUGCUGCAGAAAGGUUCAGAACAUACUUCAAGAUGCGGCAAAUACUGUAUGGUAAGACGGACUGGGUGGAUGUGGCAUGGACACAUGGUGUGUUGAAGCACACCAUACAAAAAGACAGUUACAGCUGUGGUGUUUAUGUCAUGCAGAUGGCUAAGGAGGUAGUGGAGUCAUUUCCAGAGACACCAUCUAAAAUCAGGAUACCUUCUAGCCAGCAUAUCCUAUCUGAGCUGCGUAAGGAGAUUGCAGUAACCAUCCUAGAAGCAUCAGUGUUCAACCCCAAGGAUCAUUGCUCCUUUUGUGGACAAGAGUCUCCUGCUGGACGUGUGGGUCGGAACACAUGGAUUCAGUGCAGCAGCUGUGCAAGAUGGUACCAUGCAGUCUGUGUCAACAUUACCAUAAAAGGUGUACGAAAACUAAAAAGAGCACUGUGGCUGUGUGCUUUCUGUACAUAAGCACUACUAAAUCCUUUGAGACAAAACAUGUAAAAAGUUAUUGUUCAUUUUGUAUGGUUUUCAUUUUAUGUUGAAUGUUUGCAUAAACACGAGUUCUGUCAAAAUGGCUGUUGUCCUAACAAUUUUUGGGGUGAGGUCUGGGAACCUAUUAACAGCAUUCAGUAUAUUUUUUCGUACUGUUCCAUAUUCAACCAGUAGGGUCAAGUCUCCUUUAUUUAUGUUUCAUAUUUUUUUACAAUACAGAUUGUUUAAAACCAGCUUUGCAGAAUUAACAGCAAACAUCUACAUCAUGUACAUUUUGACAUUGUAAUGAUAUAAUUAAGGUAUAAUCUGUACAUGCAGUUCCCUUUUUCACCAGUAGGGGUAAAAAAAGGUUGUGAAAGUUGUCCCCUGUCCUCUUCUACUGAAUGACACUGGUUGGAUGUCUCUGUCUCCGUCUCCCUGAUGGUCAAAGCUAUUACACAGAGAAAGUUAAUUUUGGGCAUGCAGUUCCCUUUUUCACCAGUAGGGGUA